This is a messenger RNA of Melitaea cinxia (Glanville fritillary), 2874 nucleotides long. It is a transcript of the gene Rhp, whose product is annotated as rhophilin-1. Lineage: Eukaryota; Metazoa; Arthropoda; Insecta; Lepidoptera; Nymphalidae. The transcript is spliced from 16 exons. Gene Ontology annotation, molecular function: protein binding. The record is from RefSeq and is a predicted model, not a curated record. Gene Ontology annotation, biological process: signal transduction; negative regulation of stress fiber assembly. Bases 526 to 2874 code for a protein of 782 amino acids.
GUCUACCGCGCACCGUGGCGAGAAAGUCUCGUGUUGAUUCGCGCCAUUCCUUUUACAAAAAUUCGUCAUAACGCGCGAAAAUAACAGACAAAAAAUUAGUUUCUUAUUGUGUUGCGUGUGUUUCUUGGUGUUUUAUGUGUGUGUACAAUAAGGAGAUAUACAAUAAAGGUCCCAACCGCUCAAGCAGGAAACCACAGUGCACGUAACGGUCCUUCUACUAAACGAAAUCCGGCGUUCCAUAUUUAAAAAAGUGCAUACGAUAGUGAAAAAUAAUUAUUAAAAAGUGGUCCAAAUACGACAUUCUGUAUUUAAAAAGUGUAUUCGAAAUUCGAAAAAAGAAAGAGUAGGAAAGUGAAAAAAUACGUUCUAAAUUUGAAUAGUAAAUGAAUGAAGAAUAAUUUUAUUUUCGUAAUCGGAAUUCAGAAUUCGAAGUUUUCAAAUAGUGUUCGAUAGUGUCCCAUAGUUUCGAUAGUGAUCGUUAGUGUUCGUAGGUGUUCGAAAGUGUUGUGUAUAUGAUGUGUGAGUAUGGGUGAUACGAAGCACAAGACCUGCGUGCGGGUAAACUCCGCGGACGACGAAUCACGCGACGAAGUCGACCAUGAUCUACCAAAGAAGAAUCCCUUUAUUAGGGGCUCCGACCCCCGCGUGGCGACGUGUCGCGGCCGCCUGCAGACGCGACGCUGCCAGCUCAACCAGGAGAUCAACAAGGAGCUGCGACUGCGGGCCGGCGCGGAAAACCUUUUUAAGGCUACAACGAACAGGAAACUCCGGGAGACGGUCGCCCUUGAGCUGAGUUUCGUCAACUCAAACCUACAACUCCUGAAGGAGCAGCUCGCUGAGCUGAACUCCUCAGUUGAGCUGUACCAGAAUGACAGUAAAGACUGCGUUAUGCCCAUGAUCCCACUGGGGUUGAAGGAGACCAAGGAGGUUGACUUUAGAGAACCCUUCAAAGACUUCAUCCUGGAGCACUACAGUGAAGAUGCGGCAGCUUAUGAGGACGCUAUCUCUGACUUCAUGGAUAUGAGACAGGCCAUACGCACGCCGGUCCGGUCGACGGCCGGCGUGGCGCUGCUGUUCAAGUACUACAACCAGCUGUACUACAUCGAACGACGGUUCUUCCCGCCCGACCGUUCACUUGGCGUCUACUUCGAGUGGUUCGAUUCGUUAACAGGAGUCCCGUCGUGUCAGCGAACGGUUGCUUUUGAAAAAGCGUGCGUCUUGUUUAACAUCGCUGGUAUCUACACACAGAUUGGCGCUAAGCAAGAGCGCGCCACGUGCGCGGGGCUGGACGGCGCGGUGGACGCGCUGCUGCGCGCGGCGGGCGCGCUGCGCUACAUCCACGAGAACUUCACCAACGCGCCCUCCGUCGACCUGGCCGCCGACACGCUGCUCGUGCUCGGCGCGCUCAUGACGGCUCAGGCGCGUGAGUGCCUGUUCGAGAAGCUACAGCUGCAGGCGCGUGAAGGUGAACGAGGGCGGGAACGGGAACUGCGCGAUGACCCCGACCUGUGCCUAGACCUGGCGCAGGAGAGCGCGCAGCUCAGCGCGGCCUACCGCCAGCUGUACGAGAAGAUGCAAACAGAAGGGGUAUUCAACUACGUGCCAUACUCGUGGGUGUCGCUCGUCCACGUUAAGACUGAAUUUUAUAAAGCGCUGGCGCACCAGUACUGCGCCACGGCGCUGCUGCACGCGGGCGCGCGCCGCGCCGCCCGCCUCGCCGCCGUCUACGCGCCGCGCGACGGCGCCGACGGUGAGUACUGCCGCUCUCUAAAACUUGACGAAGAUCUGGACCACACGGCGCUCGGCCGCGCGCACCUCGCUGAAGCGCUGGCGCUGUACGAGGAGGCCUUGAGACUGCAGAGGAUGUGCCGCGAGCUCCGCAACAAGGAGUCGCUGGCGGCGCUGGUGGGCGCGGCGCGCGACCGCGCGGCGAGGGAGCACGCGCCGCCCGCGGACGACUUCGCAGACCUCGUGGACGCGCCCGCCCUGCUGCCAUCAUCAAAAUUCCAGUUGGCUCUAACACCACCCGAUUUCGCACAGUACCGUGUCGAAGAUCUGUUCAAGUCCCUCGGUCCGAUCGCGGUGUUCUCCGCAAAACGACACUGGAGCGCGCCCCGCUUGAUACAACUGCAGAAACCAGACAAACGGAGAGAGACGAGGCGGGACCGGCGAAAUGGGAGAAAAGACGACGAAACUAGAAUAGAAAGGCGAGCAAGCGACAAGAGAGACAGGUCCGAAGACAAUACGACGUAUUACAACCAAAUAAUCAAAAGCGACGAAAAAUAUUCCGACGACUACGACAAACGCAGAGUGAUGAAACAAAAUGGUGUGUACAUAAGUGGCUUCGAUAAUAACUUCGAUUAUCACCCGAAGGUUUUAGAUGAUAAAUAUGGGUACAAGGAUUACGGGAAGAGUAAAAAUGGGAGGGAGAGAAGAACGGGAGAACUGAGGAGGGUUGCGAGCGAAUAUAACGUGACGAACUCGAACGACGAUGAAGGGUUUGGGUUCUCAGUGAGAGGAGACGCGCCGGUUAUGAUUGCUGGCGUCGAACCCAACUCUUUAGCGGAUAUCGGCGGUAUGCGCGAAGGCGACUUCAUAAUCUCGAUCGGUGACCAGGACGUGAAGUGGAGUUCUCAUGAAGAAGUGGUGCGCCUCAUCCGCGCCGCGUCCUCGACCCUGGUGCUGCGCCUCGCCUCGCCCAUGGACACUGCGCCGCGUCCCAAGGGCUCUGCGCGGGGCUCGGCCGUGGGCUCGCUGUCGGGCGCGUCCAGCGCCAGCAGCGGCUCCACGGCCGCCACGGCGCGCUCGGCCCGCCGCGCGCCCUCCUGGAACCCCUUCCGCCGGACCGCGCACGCGCCCGCGCUGUUCCGCUAG